This is a messenger RNA of Uloborus diversus, 3012 nucleotides long. Its product is annotated as protein BANP-like. Gene Ontology annotation, molecular function: DNA binding. Bases 1395 to 2354 code for a protein of 319 amino acids. NCBI's taxonomy places the organism in Eukaryota, Metazoa, Arthropoda, Arachnida, Araneae, Uloboridae. Gene Ontology annotation, biological process: negative regulation of protein catabolic process; protein localization to nucleus. The record is from RefSeq and is a predicted model, not a curated record. The transcript has 9 exons.
AAGAAAUUAUUUUUGGUUGCAAGCUUUUGGAUUUAAAAUAUAUUUCAUCAAUAUUUAGGCAAGUAUUGCAAACAAUCCGCAAUAUUUUGAUCUAUAGUUUCAGUUGUAAAAAAAGAAACAUUGGGACAGCUGCAUUUGGAGUACAAGUUGAAGAUCCAAGACUAAUAUCUUCUGCCUCUUUGUCAACAUCAGAAGAUAAAUCCACACUCCACAGUCAAGUUGUUACCAUCAAAAAUUUUUGAUUUGUUUAGAAAAUACCAAAGGUGAUAUAUCUAAAAAAGCUUCAUUGAAUAGGUUCAAAGUCGAAAAUUCUGUCCAAUAAAAUUUGUUUUAAGUAAAUUUAUAUUUGAAAUCAGGUUUGUUUACUAAUGAUACAAUGUGUUUCUCAUUUUUAUCACCAAUUGAUGAAAAGCUCAAAAUUUUAGAAACUUCCAGAUCAUUAUAACCAAUUCUCUUGCAUUUGGAGAUUGUUACAAGCGUCUGAAAUUGCAUUAACGAUAUAUGAUCGUCGUUCGGACCGUUUAAAAGGUUCUCUACAAUUGGGGAAUCAUAUUAUCCUAGGUUCGCUAUAUAGCGGGGUUCCUCUGUACUUUUAUAGAAAUAUAGAAAAAAAAAUUUUAAUGAAAUUAUGUAAUGCAAUAAAAAAUGUUUACAAUGAAUUAAUGAAUUAACAUUUAAAGAUAUACAGUAGAACUUCAAUUAUCCGAGCUAAUUCGGACCGCUAGUACCUCGAAUGUUGGAAAUCUCGGUUGAUAGAAACUGCGUAUAAAAAAACCUGUCAGGAUCUCAAAUUUUCAAAAAGCAUUAAUUGAAAUAUAAUAGAAUAUUUUUAAAAGAUAAAGAAGACCAUGUAAAAAGCAAUGUUUUACAAUUAAAAACUAAAAUAGAAAAUAACUUGGUAAGUUUAAAAAGAAAAGUUUUAUUUUUUACAAUGCCAAGUGAAAUAUUGAAAAACGCAUUUAAAGAAGCAAACUUCUAGAAAAUAUUCUUAUUUUCACAUUGAAAACUCUCCAACUAAUGUUAAAUUAAAAUUCUUUUUAAAAAUUAGACUUCAUUAUCGGCUCGGUUAACAGGAACCUCAAUCAAUUGAGGUUCUACUGUACUUCUAUAUAAUUUUAAACAAUUUUAAAUUGUUACUACUGAGAAGAUUUAUGCAACCUAAAAUUUUUUAUGAAUUUGCAUUAAACAUAUGAGUUUAAUUUAUUACUUUGUCCAAACUAUUUCUCUGUGAGAUUACUGAUGUUACAAAUCACAAUGAGUUUUUCAGCUGCUUACUGUAAAAAAAAAAGUCUGAAGAGUUGAGCUCUUCUUAUCUGGGCUGGAUAUGAUUUUAGCAUACUUAAUUUCUUAAAAGUUAUUUUGGUUCACUGUUUUUAAUUGAAAAUACUUUGAAAAUGGAGCCUCCAACAAAACAGCAAAAGACGGAAGAUAAUGAUCUUAAGGAGAUACUUUUAAACAUGCAAGUUACAUUCAUUAACAAACUAAAGACCAUAGAAAAGAAGAUCGAUAAAAUCAGCUCUCGCUACCAUGUUUUGGGUGAAAGAGUUGAAAAUGUAUUAUUGAAAAUUAAGGAGUCUUCUCUUAAAGAAGUGAUUAGUCUGCCAACUUCUGUUGAAGGUAAAGCUCCAACUCACACCUUUCCCAAUACUGAAGAUUCUUAUCCAGAUGGUUGUUGGCUUGGUAACCCUAAUGAUCCAGAUCUUCGUGUGAGAUGUGGAAUCACUCCAUUAGAAUUAGAAGAUAUCAACAGUUCCUGUACAACACCUGAGAAAAUGAGCUUGACCUUGUUGGAUCACUUAUUUGAUCGUGAAACUCAAGCGGUAUCUAACAUAUCUGGAACUGGAAAACAUGGGAAAAGGCAGUUAGACCCACUGAAAAUUUAUGGCAUUAAAUGUCAUGUUACAUACAUGUUUGGCAUUAGCAAUGUGCAUUGGCAGCGCAUUAAACAAAAUAUUGAUUCUAAGUGUAGAACAGCAUUUAGAAGAAAACAUAAAGGAAUGCCCUUAAUUUGUAAAGGAGUCAAAGAAAGACAUCUUUCACUAGGGAAGCCAAAGAAUUUGAAGUCUUGCAAUUCUAAACCCCUUCCACUUGUGGAAAAGCAAGAGCAUGAAAAUUUAACCUCACCAGGAAAAGAACCUCAUUCUUAUGAAUCGUUACACGAAAAUGAUUUCUUUGUUUCUUUGAAUGCAGACUUUACUGAAAGUUUGAAUCAAACACAGAUCAUUCAUACGGAACAUGGGGAUUUCCAGGUUAUUCAAGCGACAGAAGAAGAGCUUGAGCAACUUAAAAAAAAUCAUGAAAUUGAAAUUUUAACAGAAGAUGUCUUAUUAAAUGAUCAGCUCAGUAAUGGUUAAAAUGAGUUCACUCUGUAAAAUGAAAAUCAUGUAAUGUAACAAAGUAUUAUAUUUAAUCAUCUUUUAAUCUGCAUUAUUAUGAAUGAAAAAUGUAUAUAGUGUAUAUUAUAUAAAAAGUUAUAUUUUGAACAGAAAAUGUACUUUUUGCACAAUUUAGGAAUACGAAAAUAGAUAUAUAGAUACAAAUAUACAUAAUACAAAUACAUGAGGACCAGCAACAUGAUCUAAACUAGAGAUGCACCAAAUACCAUAUUUUGCUAAAUACCCAAUAUUCGAUUAAAAUUCGAACCAAAUAUUUAUUUAUUUUUUCACCAAUGUUUGAAUUUUAUGCCAUUUUAAAAUGAAAAAUAUUAAUCCGGAUUGGUAAAUGAAAAUGCACUGACAUUUACAUCGUAAAUUUAUCUACAUUAAGUAUUAGUAUUAAUUUAAAAUAAAUCAUUCCAAAAGCAAAAACAAAUUAAUAUUGUAAAUAGCAAUAGCUCAUUUGGUUUAUGUUUAUCUGCAUGGAGAAAUAAUUUCCUUCCUGAUGUAUGAUUUGAUAGCUGGUAAUCAUGACAGCUUGUUAAGUCAUUAAUAAAGAAUAUUGCAUUUGUCUUACAUAAAAUACAAGCCCAAGUUGCCUAAAAUAUCAUUACAAAUUACAGUUUUUUUACUGAUU